CAUCAGUAGUCUGUGGCUUUAUAACCCGUCCCAGUCUAAAACCGGAUCUGCACUAAUACGCUGCUCAUCUUUUCAAAUACACUUCUCAGAUUGAUUGAUCUGGUGAGUAGCAGAGAGGGUUGUUCAUCCGUUUGAUGGAAAUAACAUAAUAAUAAUAAUAAUAAUAACUAAAUGUAAGCCUCGUUGUCAUGUUUUCAGGAGAAUGGAACUAUUAGAGAUAAUAAAUAAUAAAGCCCUCCUCUUGUUCACAUCAAUGUUUUAUAGAUGACACUCAACGUGCGUGUGGUCUCCAGUCCAGCAGGUGGCAGCAGGUCGACACGUCGAACCAGACGCUCGUCAGAGAAAAGCUCACUGAGCAUGCGCAGAAACUCAACCCGGAAGUGCACCGAGUAAACAACCGCGCGAGCUUCUCCUCGUUCUCCGCCGUCUGCCCUCCGCGCACAUGUCCCAGAUCGAGAUGCUGAGGCUGCUCAUCACGCAGCGGCUCACCGCCGCCGCGGAGGAGAUCUUCGGCGUGUUCGGAAGAACCAUCGCCGACUACGAGGAGCAGAUCUCCCGCUCCGAGCUGGAGAUCUCCCGCCAGCGACGGCUGCUGGACCUCUCGAGGAAGCCGCGGGUCUCCCUGCGGACGGCUCUCCGCGAGCAGCAGGACUGGAGCUCCGGGCUCAGUGACGCCGAGGCUCCGCCCAUCAAGCAGGAGCAGGAGGAGGCGUGGCCGGCUCAGCGGGAGGAGCACAACAACGUCAAGUUCUCCUUCUUCCCGAGCAGCGGCGCUGGAAGCGAGCGGGACGGCGACGAGGAGCCCUCCUCGCCUCCGAGGCUGCGGGACCCGGGCGACUCUGAGCCGGACCCCCUGCCCGGCCCCUCGCUCCAGCCCGACGUCCAGGGUGUGGUUCCGGGGAACGACAUGGUGGACUCCUACAUCUGCACUGUCUGCAGGCGCGCCUUCGCCCAGCGGGCCCACUGGGCCAAGCACGCGCAGGUGCAUCGCGAGGUGGGCGGGGCCAAGGCGGACAAGUCGUACACGUGCGACAUCUGCGGGAAAAGACUGACGCGCUUCGACGGCUACCAGAAGCACCUGAGGAUCCACACGGGGGAGAAACCCUACCGCUGCUCCCACUGCGGCCGCCGCUUCAGCGACAACUCCAACUACAAGAGGCACGUCCGCACGCACGAGGGGGCGGAGACGGGCUGAGGGGCGUGGCCUCAUGCUGGUCCUGCCACUCCUCCUCCGUCAGUCCUCCACAACGGAUUCUCUUUCUGAGAUUUUUCAGGAUGUCAAACGUUUCGCUCGCUUUUGUUUUUAUAACCAGAUGAACAACGACCGGUCCGGAGGAGGAGGAGGAGGACAAUUAUAUAUAUUUAUAUAUAUAACUUAUCACAGAUUGAGAGCCUCCCCCCUGCUGCCCGUGUCCCAGCAUGCAUUGCAUUCCUUCACAAGAGAGACCCUUUAAGUCCGCAGCGAGAACAAGAGACCUCAAUGAUGGAAAUAAUUUCACAUUUGAGCUUUUAGCUUUUUAACCCAAAGCAGAAAAGCCAACUGCCCCCAUCAUUAGCCCCCCCCCCCCAUCAUUAGCCCCCCCCCUAUCAACCGGAGAUGCUGUGAAGCACAAUGGCCGACCAGCAGUGAGUAACUGGCGGCGAUGCUUCCGACCGAGCCUCCGGUACACGUGGCAGCGGACCUCCUCCGCGAGGUAUUUGAGCGAUAAUCCUUCUUGUCUGUCGCUGUACUGCACCACGUUAACGCUGGAAAUAAAAUCCUUCCCAUCCUCCUCUCAAA
This is a messenger RNA of Gasterosteus aculeatus aculeatus (three-spined stickleback), 1780 nucleotides long. RefSeq lists its product as uncharacterized. The record is from RefSeq and is a predicted model, not a curated record. Gene Ontology annotation, biological process: regulation of DNA-templated transcription. NCBI's taxonomy places the organism in Eukaryota, Metazoa, Chordata, Actinopteri, Perciformes, Gasterosteidae. Gene Ontology annotation, molecular function: DNA-binding transcription factor activity, RNA polymerase II-specific; RNA polymerase II cis-regulatory region sequence-specific DNA binding.